Molecule: messenger RNA, 1492 nt
Organism: Planococcus citri (citrus mealybug)
Lineage: Eukaryota; Metazoa; Arthropoda; Insecta; Hemiptera; Pseudococcidae
Product: protein roadkill-like
Exons: 2
Coding region: 335-1432 (365 amino acids)
Biological process (GO): proteasome-mediated ubiquitin-dependent protein catabolic process; regulation of proteolysis
Cellular component (GO): nucleus; cytoplasm
Molecular function (GO): ubiquitin protein ligase binding
Source: RefSeq, a predicted model, not a curated record
UCCGUUCACUUUUGUCAGGUUCAAGACUAGGUACUCGACAUAUUAGUUUUUUCCUUUAACAUACGUAAGUUGGUGUGUUAGUCUAGUAUUGUUUAUGUUCGUCAUGGUUUGUUCUCGGCUGUAAUUCGCCUAUGUCCGAUGUGUUUGAUUAAUAGAAUAUUCAAAGUGAGUGCAUACUGGUGGUGACGGAACAAAGUGGAAACAGUCAGUCAGUGAGCAUAUCGUAUUUCUGGAACAAAAAAUAAUCUCUUUGCACUACGCUUUCAUGUCAAUUGGACAGUUUAACACGUGUUUCUAACUGAUUCUUGUCGCAUUGGUGCGCUUAUAUUCCAACAUGUCGUCAAGUCUUUGCGGUUUAUGUUACAAAUCGAAUGGGUGUAAAUCCAAAAUCCAUUAUGAUAUAGCAAGUUACGUUUGGACAAUUGAAGAUUUCGAUUUCCACGAGGCCAAAGGCGAACCAUUAGUAUCACCUGUGUUUUCAUCUGUUACGAAUAAUCAAGUUGAAUGGAACUUGAAACUUAAGCCUAAUGGUGAAACCGAUGCAGAGAAUUCAAUUACUCUGUUCCUAUAUUUGAAUAAACGUAGCAGUAUUGAAAGAAACAAAAAAAUAUUCGCGAAAAUUAGUUUUUAUAUUUUGAAUAGUGAUGGUAAAGAAGAAUUCAAUCAACCUCUACCCGUUAAGGAAUUCGUGCAUUCUGAAUCUGGCAAGACUAAUUGGGGCCUCAUAUUCAUUAAAGAUUCUUCAAAAUACCAGUUGCUGUGGAACAAUACAUUAGCAAUUCGUUGUGAAGUGAAAUUCUCUGAUAUGAACGUUAAGGCUGAAGAUAAUCAUCAAUGUGACUGUAACAUUGACGUUCCUGAAUGUAACCUCUCCGAAAACUUUGCAUCAUUAUUUGAAAGUCAGGAGUUCACUGACGUUGUCCUAUCCAUUAAUGGUAAAGAUUUUCCUGCCCAUAAGGCUGUAUUAGCUGCUCGUAGUUCCGUUUUUCACGCCAUGUUCACUCACACCACGAAAGAAAAUGAGCUAAACCGUGUGGAAAUCGAAGAUAUUAACGAACAAGUUGUAGGUGAAAUGUUGAAAUACAUUUAUACUGGAAAAUGCAAAAAUUUAAACGAGUUCGCUGGAGAAUUACUGGCAGCAGCCGAUAAAUACGAUUUGUAUCAGUUGAAAACGAUGUGCGCCAAGACACUGUUCGAACGAGUGUCGGUUGAAAAUGCAGCGAGUCUUUUGGCAUUAGCAGAUAUGCACAGGGUCAAGGAACUCAAAAAUAAAGUGAUCAAAUUUAUCGUUUCGAAUCCUACCGAAGUGAUGGGUACAGAAGGCUGGGAGAAUAUUCGAUCGAAUUUUGAGGUGGUCAAUGAAGUGUGCUUAGCUAUAGCUAAACAAUUGAAGCAAUCGACCAACUGCAAUGCAUUUAGUACGUACAUAUGAUUGUAUUAUGUAUAAUUUGUACAUUGUAGGAUGGUAAAAUAAAAUGCUAUCUUAACUACA